CGACAAAGCGAGAAAAAUUAUUUUCCACUCCAGAAAUUAAUGAUCAUGAGCUCGUAUUUGAUGGACUCUAACUACAUCGAUCCGAAAUUUCCUCCAUGCGAAGAAUAUUCGCAAAAUAGCUACAUCCCUGAACACAGUCCGGAAUAUUACGGCCGGACCAGGGAAUCGGGAUUCCAGCAUCACCACCAGGAGCUGUACCCACCACCGCCUCCGCGCCCUAGCUACCCUGAGCGCCAGUAUAACUGCACCAGUCUCCAGGGGCCGGGCAAUUCGCGAGGCCACGGGCCGGCCCAGGCGGGCCACCACCACCCUGAGAAAUCGCAGCCGCUCUGCGAGCCGGCGCCUCUCUCAGGCGCCUCCGCCUCCCCGUCCCCAGCCCCGCCAGCCUGCAGCCAGCCAGCCCCCGACCAUCCCUCCAGCGCCGCCAGCAAGCAACCCAUAGUCUACCCAUGGAUGAAAAAAAUCCACGUUAGCACGGUGAACCCCAAUUAUAACGGAGGGGAACCCAAGCGCUCGAGGACAGCCUACACCCGGCAGCAAGUCCUGGAAUUAGAGAAAGAGUUUCAUUACAACCGCUACCUGACCCGGAGGAGAAGGAUCGAGAUCGCCCACUCGCUGUGCCUCUCUGAGAGGCAGAUCAAAAUCUGGUUCCAAAACCGCCGCAUGAAAUGGAAGAAGGACCACCGACUCCCCAACACCAAAGUCAGGUCAGCGCCCCCGGCCGGCGCUGCGCCCAGCACCCUCUCGGCAGCCACCCCGGGCACUUCUGAAGACCACUCCCAGAGCGCCACGCCGCCGGAGCAGCAACGGGCAGAGGACAUUACCAGGUUAUAAAACAUAACUCACACCCCUGCCCCCAACUCCCCGUGCCCCCACCCUCCCCUCACACACAAAUUGACUCUUAUUUAUAGAAUUUAAUAUAUAUAUAUAUUUUGGUUCUUUUCUCUCUUCCUCCCCACCUUGUCCCUUGUCAAUUCCAAACAGACAAAACAGAUAAACAAACAAGCCCCCUGCCCUUCUCUCCUUUCCACUGUUAAGGAACCCUUUAAGCAUGUGAUGUUGUCUUAGCAUGGUACCUGCUGGGUUUUUUCUCAAAGGCCACUUUGGGGGGUUAUUUAUUUUUUAAGAAAAAAAAAAAGCUGCAAAAAUUAUAUAUUACACAGUGCGAUGGUCUGGUUUGGGUGAAUUCAGGGGAAAUGAGGAAAAGAAAAAAGGAAAGAGAUUUUUAAGCCAAUUCUCAUCCUUCUUCUCCUCCUCCUCCUUCCCCCCUCUUUCUUUAGGCCUUUUGCAUUGAAAAUGCACCAGGGGAGGUUAGAGAGGGGGAAGUCAUUUUAAGGAGAACAAAGCUAUGAAGUUCUUUUGUAUCAUUGUUGGGGGGGGGUGGGAGGAGAGGGGGGGAAAGAGAGCAGACAAAGCUAA
Molecule: messenger RNA, 1419 nt
Organism: Choloepus didactylus (southern two-toed sloth)
Lineage: Eukaryota; Metazoa; Chordata; Mammalia; Pilosa; Megalonychidae
Gene: HOXC4
Product: homeobox C4
Exons: 2
Coding region: 40-834 (264 amino acids)
Biological process (GO): anterior/posterior pattern specification; regulation of transcription by RNA polymerase II; embryonic skeletal system morphogenesis
Cellular component (GO): nucleus
Molecular function (GO): RNA polymerase II cis-regulatory region sequence-specific DNA binding; DNA-binding transcription factor activity, RNA polymerase II-specific
Source: RefSeq, a predicted model, not a curated record